Cladophialophora yegresii CBS 114405 is the source of this 2103-nucleotide messenger RNA. RefSeq lists its product as uncharacterized. Bases 1 to 2103 code for a protein of 700 amino acids. Lineage: Eukaryota; Fungi; Ascomycota; Eurotiomycetes; Chaetothyriales; Herpotrichiellaceae. The transcript has a single exon. The record is from RefSeq and is a predicted model, not a curated record.
AUGUUUAGAGACUUAUAUGGCACUGACUGGGAUACAGAGAAUACGCUCAGCAGCCGUGACAUUCAUCGCGCUCACCCAUCGCUGACGGACCUCAGUGUGUCUGAUGCGGCUGCAGCCACCGCUGCAUUCAUACAGUCGUGGCUCUACUUUGGCCUCCUCGAAGCCAUCUGUGGCAGAGCAAUAUCCGUUUCGUACUUGACCAGACCCGAUACUGACAGCCGGAACUGGAUGUACAGUCGGAAUCUGGGGGUAUUGCUUGCAGCUUGGAGGCGGGCGCUAGAUGCAGUCGACGAUGAAGUCCGGGAAGCCAUCCUUCACGAAGCACGCGAUUGUGCCACCUUGGCAAGCACCAUUCUGCACGAAAUCCUCAAGGAAUCCACCAAAUCCGACUUUCGGGAGCUUCGGACCCUGAUUCUGGAGGUCGAGCCUUGCCUUUCUGCUCUCCAUGAGGCCAUUGUUGCUUUUGUGGAGAGAGAGUUGCGCAUGGAAGUCAGGUCGUUCGGGAGCAUCGAAGCAGAACCGUUCGAGGCCCCACGGUCGUAUUCAGAAAGCCUUGUCGCGAAAGGAUGGUGCCGAUUUGUCGUCGCUAGCGCGGAGGUCGCAAUGUCACCAUCCCUUCUGCGUUGCGUAGCCGCAGCUAACUUCGAGGAGAGCGCGGGAGGACAUGAACACUGUACAGCAGAACAGUGCAGAAGAAACCAUGUCGAGCUCUCGACAUAUAAACCUCUACACAUUGCUCCGGACUGCCAGUGUGCCUUUGUUAAGCCGUCAAUCAGAUCCAUCCGGGCCAUCCUGGACGCGAGACAAAUCCCCGUUGUGCAGCUCAGCCAGAACAGCGGCACUCUCGAGGUGGGUGCUGUUGAUCUCGACGAUCCACGUGCCGACUACAUUGCCUUCUCUCACGUAUGGGCUGAUGGCCUGGGCAGCAGCACUGAAGCCGGCCUUCCUCGUUGCCAGCUCUUGCGAUUGGACGACUUGGCUGGCCAACGACUGAGCUUCGGUAGAUGGUUCUGGAUUGACGGCCUUCUCGUCCCUCAUAAGGAACCGUAUCGCGGAAAGGCUAUUGAAAUGAUGAAAGAGACAUAUCGGAAUGCCACGGGAGUCAUAGUGCUGGACAGUAGCCUCCGCUCCCACUCCGUAUCAGCAUCGCCACUCGAACUUGGCUGGGCAGUCUUUGCCUCUGGGUGGUUCGGGCGACUUUGGACGUAUCAGGAGGGGUUCCUCCCACCCUGGCUCGACAUGGAAUUACAGGACGGAUUGCUGGAUUUGUACGUGCUGAUUCAACGACUGUACAAAUCCUACUUCGACCACUCGGCCAGUCCAUUUCCCAACGUGUUCCUCCGCGAUCUUCUGGCUAUCCUCCAAAAGGCGCGGCCUCUGGAUCGCGCGGCGCGAGCACGGUUCGAUUCACGGCCAAAGGUCAGGCGCAUCGUGGAUGUCUUCAACGCAUUGACCAGGAGGAGGACCAGUCGUGCUAACGAUCAGCUUCUCAUCAUGGGUCUGCUGCUCGACAUUGACGUUCGUGGACUCAUGAAAGAAGAGGGUGCCCGUAGAUGGACUCACUUCUACCUCAGUCUCGGAGAGAUCCCCUGGACGGUCGUGUUCGAUCGUCGGCCGAAGAUGGAGAAUUGCCCGUUCCGAUGGGCUCCUGCUAGUUGGAUCAGCCCCGGGCGAGACGUCUGGCUCCAUUACGACGAUGCACUAGGUACGAUCUCUGACCAAGGCUUGAGCGUCCGGCUCAGCGUCUUGUCUCUAGAGCGAGCCCGCCACACCAACGUAUCUGCGCUUUUCCUGGAAGUGCACGAUUUUCGGUAUGAGCUGAGUCGAUCGAGCCCAAGUCCAUCUUCGAAACUGGACAGGUUCAACACAGUGUUUGUGCGUUACUUCAUGCACGAAUCGCCACAGGAGAGCCUCAGGAAGAACAACAGCCUGUUGCUGGACGUUGGGCUGGGGUUGUCACAAGACUCGGAUGACCCCCCGCUACAGCACGACUUUUCCCCUGGUUGGCAGAUUCACCUUAUGACGGAACAAAGAGACGACAGUAUGGCGCCUAUCGAGACCGUCCAAGCAGAAUGGAUCGAGAAAGAUUUUUGCUUUACAUAG